AUGACUCAGGACCAAAGACUCAGGCACCCAAGACCUCAGGGCCCUAGACUCAGGACACCAAGCUCACGGCCCAAGACAUCAGGGCCCAUGACCUCAGGGACCAAGACCUCGCAGAGCCCAAGACCUCAGGCCAAAGACCUCAUGGACCCAGAACUCACGGCCAAAGACACUCAGGGCCAAGACAUCAGGGCCAAUCCUAGGGCGACACAAGACCUCGGGCUCCAAGACCUCAGGGCCAAGACCUCAGGGCCAAAGACCUCAGGGCUCCAAGCCCAAGAGCGAUACACAGGUUGUUUCUACAGCCUGCUCCUCCUGCUCCUGCACUGCUCCUCCAGCAUCUCACUGCUCCUCCUGCUCCUCACUGCUCCUCACUGCUACUCCAGCUCCUCACUGCUCCUCCUGCUCCUGCACUGCUCCUCCAGCAUCUCACUGCUCCUCCUGCUCCUCACUGCUCCUCACUGCUCCUCCAGCUCCUCACUGCUCCUCCUGCAUCUCACUGCUCCUCCAGCAUCUCACUGCUCCUCCAGCAUCUCACUGCUCCUCCAGCAUCUCACUGCUCCUCCAGCAUCUCACUGCUCCUCCUGCUCCUCACUGCUCCUCACUGAUACUCCAGCUCCUCACUGCUCCUCACUGCUACUCCAGCUCCUCCUGCUCCUCCUGCAUCUCACUGCUCCUCACUGCUACUCCAGCUCCUCACUGCUCCUCCUGCAUCUCACUGCUCCUCCAGCAUCUCACUGCUCCUCCAGCAUCUCACUGCUCCUCCAGCAUCUCACUGCUCCUCCUGCUCCUCACUGCUACUCCAGCUCCUCCUGCUCCUCCUGCAUCUCACUGCUCCUCACUGCUACUCCAGCUCCUCACUGCUCCUCCUGCAUCUCACUGCUCCUCCAGCAUCUCACUGCUCCUCCUGCUCCUCACUGCUCCUCACUGCUACUCCAGCUCCUCCUGCUCCUCCUGCAUCUCACUGCUCCUCCAGCAUCUCACUGCUCCUCCAGCAUCUCACUGCUCCUCACUGCUACUCCAGCUCCUCACUGCUCCUCCAGCAUCUCACUGCUCCUCCUGCUCCUCACUGCUCCUCACUGCUACUCCAGCUCCUCACUGCUCCUCACUGCUCCUCACUGCUACUCCAGCUCCUCACUGCUCCUCCAGCAUCUCACUGCUCCUCCUGCUCCUCCUGCUCCUCACUGCUCCUCACUGCUACUCCAGCUCCUCCUGCUCCUCAGCAUCUCACUGCUCCUCACUACUCCUCCUGCUCCUCACUGCUCCUCACUGCUACUCCAGCUCCUCCUGCUCCUCCUGCUCCUCACUGCAGGAGGAUAG
Molecule: messenger RNA, 1317 nt
Organism: Knipowitschia caucasica
Lineage: Eukaryota; Metazoa; Chordata; Actinopteri; Gobiiformes; Gobiidae
Source: the annotation of a GenBank genome assembly